GUGCUCUCUUGACUUUACCUUUUAAAACUGGAAUCGGGAUUUAUCUUAUCUUUCUGUAAACAAAGUUUCAUCAUGUGCUACAUUUGAGCAGACAGUUGAGGGAUGGUUUUACAAAGAAUCUAUCGUUUUGGUCAGCGUUUUGUUGGAUUUAUGGGAGUUUUCACAGGUGUCAGAUUAGUAUCAAGUCAAAGGCCAAAGAAUGAAUUCCUCCGAAGUAAAGAUUUGUCAUCUCCAGGUUCUGUAUCAGCACCUCAUGCUUUCUCAUGGCUGGGAGAUAUAGCACCAUGUUUUGGUGUAAAUGGUAACAAUGUUCAGAUAAUCGAUGAACCAAAACACUUUCAUGAGAUCUUAAAGUCAAAUGCUAGAAAAGCCACCCAAAGGAUUGUAUUUACGUCUCUAUACUUGGGUACAGGUGAACUAGAACAAGAACUAGUAGAUGCAAUAAGAGAAGCAUGCCAUACAGCAAAAACAAAUGGCAACAAUAAUUUAGAAGUACAUAUCUUGCUGGACUACAAUCGUGGGUCUCGUGGAGUUGAGAAAAGUUCUCGGACUAUGUUGACACCACUAUUAAAGGAGUAUAAAGAUAUAAUCUCAGUCCAUCUAUACCAUACCCCUGAUUUAAGAGGGAUAUGUAAGAGAUUGUUGACUGGAAAAAUGAGUGAAGUGAUAGGACUUAAUCAUAUGAAGAUUUAUUUGUUUGAUGAUAGUUUUGUUAUAAGUGGUGCUAAUCUGAGUAAUGAUUACUUCACAAACAGACAAGACAGAUAUAUCCUGUUUAAUGACUGUCCAGAGUUGUCUAACUUCUUUACAGACUUAGUGAAAACAGUUGGUUCAUUUUCAUUCCAAUUAAAGGAGGAUAACUCUGUUGAACUUCAUCUUCAGUGCAAUAUUCAUCCAUUUGAAGGUUCAGACUAUGAAUUCAAAUUAGAAGCCAAGAAAAGAAUUCUGAACCUUUUGAAGAAAAGAAAUGACAAUGAAAGUGUUCAAUUACCUGAGAUAAUAAAUCCAGACAGUUUAGGAAAUUCAAAUUCUUUGGACCAAUCAAAUGUGACCAUAAAUAUUGAUAAUCAUGUGACAGGAAGUGAUUCAAAUUCAGAUCAAAGUGAAAUAGAUACUUGGAUUUACCCAUUGAUUCAAAUGGGACCAUUCGGUAUUGUAGACGAUGAAGUGGCUAUGAAAUCUAUUUUUAGAACUGCUGAAAAAGGAGAGGAGAUAUUUUUAGCAUCUGGUUAUUUCAAUUUAACCGAUCAUUAUCUUCAAGUCAUUUUACAAGAGUCACAAUCAAAGUAUAAUAUACUCAUGGCAUCACCAGAGGUAAAUGGAUUUUUUGGUGCCAAAGGUUUUGUUGGUGCUGUUCCAGCAGCUUACAUUCAUAUAGCUAAGAGAUUUUUCAGACUUACGGGUAAAUACGAACAACAUGACAGGAUCAAAUUACGAGAAUACUUCCGAGAUAAAUGGACAUUUCAUGUGAAAGGAUUAUGGUAUUACCUAAAGAAAGAUACACUACCCUCAAUGUCUAUAGUGGGAUCUGCUAACUUUGGAUAUAGAUCUGUAUAUAGAGACUUGGAAUGUCAGUGUGCAAUAGUAACUAACAAUACACAACUACAACAACAGUUAAAGGAGGAACAUAUCAGACUUUACCAGGGUUCAACUCUUGUUUCCAGGGAGACAUUCUUGCAACAGGAUAGACAUGUUCCAUUAUGGAUUAGAAUAGUGACACCACUAAUCAGGCAUUUCUUUUGACGGCCUUGGACAACUAUAAAAUACUAUUGUUGGUCUGAAUAGUGACACCACUGAUCAAACAUUUUUUUUAGAGUCCUUGGAAUACUGCAAUGUGCUGUUGUGUGAUUUUACAAAAGAGUAUUAUGACAUAUGAUACUUCGUUAUCUCAUUAUUACCAUUGAUAUUACUCCUGUAAUAUACCUUGUAUGUAAUAUGGGAAUAGGUUACUAUUCAUAGUAUAACCAAGGGUAAAUGAAUGGAAGGAUGGAUUCCAAAGUCAAAAUUGGUGUUGAAUUGAAUCAAAGAAUAAGAAUUGAUCAAAAAUAUUUUACAUAUUUAAUCUGUUGAGGAUUUUGAAGCAGUAUUAUGACAUUUUUUACCGUCCCUUAAUAGGAUGGAUGUAGUUAAUAUUUUGGAAAAAAAUGAAUUGAACGUUAAAGCCGAUCAAACAUAUAUUUUGUGAACUGCUGAAGAUUUUAUAGCAGUAGGAUUACUUGUAACCUCCCUGUUAUAAGAAGAAUGUAGUUGCUACUAAGAUAAAAAAUGAAUUAAACAGAAAUGCUGUUUAAACAUAUAUGCUGUGAACUGCUAAGGUUUUUGAAGCAGUAUUAUAACAUUUUUUACCUCCACUUUUGAAGACAGAUGUUGAUGAACUGUGAAAGAAAAAGGAAUUAAACAUAAAAGCUUAUCAAACAUAUAUUCUGUACUGCUAAGGUUUUUGAAGCAGUAUUAUAACAUUGUUACUUCCACUUUAUAAGACUGAUGUAUUUGCUAAUGUGAUCAAAAUUUGAACAUAAUACUAAUUAAACAUAUUUUCUGAACUGCUGCUGAUUUUAAAGCAGUAUUAUGAAAUUUGUUACCUCCCCUUUAUAAGACCGACAUAGUUGCUGUUGUGAUAAAAAAUGUAAUUUAAUGUAACUGCUGAUAAAAUAUAUAUCAGUAUUAAUAUAUUGUUACCUCAACUUUGUCAGACUGAUGUAUUUGCUAUUCUGAUCAAAAUUUGAAUGUAAAUACCGAUCAAACAUAUUUUUUAAUUUAUUGAUGAUUUUAAAGCAGUAUAAUGACAUUUUUUGCAUCCCCCUUAUAAAACUGAUGAAGUUGCCAUUUUGAUUCGUAUGUGAACAUAUUUUUUAAUAGGUUAAUUUUCCAAUAAUUGCCUAGUAACAUAUAAUUGGAUAGUUUACUGAGGGAUGGCAGUGAAAAUAUAUAAAUUUUAGAGAUCAAAUAAGAAUAAGAAACAGUACCUCAAAAGAUAUUAAAGAAUAGAUUGAAAAUAUGAACUUUUUUUAAAUAUAUAAAUGUAGAAUCAUGCAUCAAAUGAUAUACUUCUACAGAAAAACUGUAUACAAAAAAGUGAAAAUCACUAAAGUACUGAAAUCCAAGGAAAAUUCAAAAAGGAAAGUCCCAAAUCAAAAGGCAAAAUCAGGAGUUCAAACACAUGAAACAAAUGGAUAACAAAUGUCAUAUUCCUGACUUGGUACAGGCAAACAAAUGAUAUUUAAGGUGACAAAUGAUUGAGGAAAUAAAACAGAAAAUUCAUUGCUUUUGGGUUACCCCAGAAAGUGUAUUUAUAUCAAAAGGAGUAUGUUCGAUAAGGUCCUAAAAUGGCCCCCUUUUUUAGUGUAAAUUUCAAAUUCAGAUUCAUCGACCAAUAUCACGAUAAAUUACAGCUAAUACAUUGACUAGCUAGGAUAUAAACCAUUUUGUUGAAAAUUUUACGUUUCUGCGUUUCAUUAUGACGUCACAAGUUGUACUCAUAUUGAUUUUUCACGAAAAAAUCAAUGAAAAUGGGUAAAUUUACAUAAAGUAUUGGACAGGAAACAUAGAGCGCAUAC
This is a messenger RNA of Mytilus trossulus (common blue mussel), 3557 nucleotides long. Its product is annotated as CDP-diacylglycerol--glycerol-3-phosphate 3-phosphatidyltransferase, mitochondrial-like. Gene Ontology annotation, biological process: cardiolipin biosynthetic process. NCBI's taxonomy places the organism in Eukaryota, Metazoa, Mollusca, Bivalvia, Mytilida, Mytilidae. The coding region runs from base 103 to 1743 and encodes 546 amino acids. Gene Ontology annotation, cellular component: mitochondrion. The record is from RefSeq and is a predicted model, not a curated record. Gene Ontology annotation, molecular function: CDP-diacylglycerol-glycerol-3-phosphate 3-phosphatidyltransferase activity. The transcript is spliced from 9 exons.